AUGGGUUGUGUCAGGAACAAAGUAGUAAAGAGAGCAGCGAAGACGAUUGCAGAGAAGUAUUUUGAAAGACUUGACAACACUUUUGACCACAAUGUGCUUGUUGUGCAGGAGGUUGCAGUGGUGAAGUCGAAGAAAUUGAAGAAUGAAAUUGCAGGGUAUUUGACAUCGAUAUACAGGAGGAUAUUGAAGGGGAUGUAUCCGAAGGUGUAUGUGAAGAGCCACGAGCUUGAGAGGGAGAGGAAAGAGAGCGUAGUUCCGAAGGUGUCUAUUCUUGAUGCGGAUUGCAUGGAGGUUGAUGAGACAACCAUGGACAUGUUGAGGAAGUGUGGAUAUGGAGGAAAUUUUAAGGUGCGCAAUGCAUAA
Molecule: messenger RNA, 363 nt
Organism: Ordospora colligata OC4
Lineage: Eukaryota; Fungi; Microsporidia; Ordosporidae
Product: ribosomal protein S17
Exons: 2
Coding region: 1-363 (120 amino acids)
Biological process (GO): translation
Cellular component (GO): ribosome
Molecular function (GO): structural constituent of ribosome
Source: RefSeq, a predicted model, not a curated record